Arachis duranensis is the source of this 1614-nucleotide messenger RNA. RefSeq lists its product as uncharacterized. Bases 272 to 1252 code for a protein of 326 amino acids. The transcript has a single exon. The record is from RefSeq and is a predicted model, not a curated record. NCBI's taxonomy places the organism in Eukaryota, Viridiplantae, Streptophyta, Magnoliopsida, Fabales, Fabaceae.
UAACCAGAAUAAAUAAAUCCAAAACAGCAGAAGAAAUCUGUUCUCUACCAUUCGCUGACACAAAAGAAAGAAUUUGAAUAACUACCUUCAGCUUCAGUAAUCAGUACUUACCUAUAUCUUCCAUCUUCGUCGUUCUUUUUUGUGGUCUCAAUUGUUGUCGCUACUCACAACAACACCGUCGUAGAUUCCUAUGUUUCUUAUCCUUAUUCUUCACAUAUUCAACAACUUAGGCCUCCUUACUAUAACAAUUCUCACAAACUUCAAUUAAAUCAUGAAAAUCGAACAACACAACAAUAAUAAGAGACUACUCUCUUCACUCCUCAGAACAGCAAAGUCCGUGGCGUAUUUUAUCUUUCUUCUGCUAACUUACGCCUUAGGUUAUCUCUCCGCUCCCUCUGCCACGUCAUCACAACCACCGCAACAGCAAGCACCGCCGUUUGCGUCGUCAACGCCGUUAAAUGCCGUUUUUUCUUCUUCUGAUUUUGACUCAACUUCCAACUCGGUUAUUCGAGUAACAGUCAACUCCACAGAGCUCGACUCGUUCCGAGUCACGACUCGAUGCGCUGAUCCGAUCUCACCGGAACUCGUUAGACGUACUCUCGUCGACCGUCUCUUCAACGGUACGUCACCGUUCAGCAACUUCCCGCCGCCGCACGCUGCUCCUCUUCUCCGGCGAACGAAGAAGAUCAAAGGAUGGGGCUCAAACGGUGCCGUAUUUGAGAAUCUCAUAAGGCGCGUGAAGCCACGCGUCAUCGUCGAAGUUGGCACGUUCUUAGGCGCGUCGGCGAUACACAUGGCCGAGUUGACUCAGCGACUCGGCCUCUCGACUCAGAUUCUGUGCAUCGAUGAUUUUCGCGGUUGGGCCGGGUUCAGAGACCGGUUCAGUAAAAUCCCGAUGGUAAACGGUGACGUUUUGCUGUAUUACCAGUUUUUAAUGAACGCGGUAAAUUUUAACAAAACCGGGUCAAUUUUACCCGUACCUUUUUCAAGCGGGUCAGCACUAAUAAAGCUAUGUGAAUGGGGCGUGUAUGCGGAUCUCGUAGAAAUAGAUGCGGGUCAUGACUUCUUCUCUGCUUGGUCUGAUAUAACCCGUGGGUAUCAAAUCCUCCGACCCGGCGGAAUUAUAUUCGGCCAUGAUUAUUUUACUGCGGCGGAUAAUAGAGGUGUUAGAAGAGCCGUUGACUUAUUUGCUAAAGUCAAUGGUCUUAAGAUUAAAAUCGACGGUCAACAUUGGGUUCUUCACUCUACUUAAAUUCUAUGAUAGGAAAAUAUAUAUAGUUUUUUCUUUUUAACAUCAAAUAUACAUACUUUUACUUUUUACUUUUUAUUUUUUUUUCUUUUUGUAAUUCUACUAGUACGGGAUAUUUUCACAAACAUUGUUGGGAUAUUUUAUUGCUAUUCGAUCUUAUAUGAUAUGAUAGUGAUUGGAAGAUUAACUUCUCACCGAUACAUGGGUUGAUAACUAGAUAUGUAUCGUUAUCAUAGAUUUAAUUUUUUGGGGUCUAUAUAUGUAAGUGUUUCAAGAGAAAGAGAAUGAGAGGGAUGAAAGCAGAAGAUGUUUCAUUAACUAAGGUUGUAUGAUUUUCGGAAUUCGGAGAAAAUUUUUAUAUUGAA